Molecule: messenger RNA, 2013 nt
Organism: Uloborus diversus
Lineage: Eukaryota; Metazoa; Arthropoda; Arachnida; Araneae; Uloboridae
Product: voltage-dependent anion-selective channel protein 2-like
Exons: 9
Coding region: 146-994 (282 amino acids)
Biological process (GO): monoatomic anion transmembrane transport
Cellular component (GO): mitochondrial outer membrane
Molecular function (GO): voltage-gated monoatomic anion channel activity
Source: RefSeq, a predicted model, not a curated record
GUGAAGCUGUGACCGCGACCGGACCGGACGGAAGGAUAAAUUUUUACUUUUUAUUUCUAUCAAGUACGGCUCCUCGCUGUCCGUUGCGCUCUUCGUGUUUGCUGGAUUCAAAAAGGUCCUGACUUUCAUAUAAAAUACUAAAAAUAUGGCUCCUCCAAGCUUUUCGGAUUUAGGAAAGCAAGCACGUGAUAUUUUCAGCAAGAAUUACCAUUUCAGUUUGGUGAAACUUAGUCUACAAACAAAAACAAGUUCUGGUGUGGAAUUUGAUGUUAGUGGUUCUUCAAAUACCGACACUGGAAAAGUAUCAUCAUCGCUUGAGUCAAAGUAUAAGAUUCCAGAAUAUGGUUUGUGCUUGAAAGAAAAAUGGACUACCGAUAAUGUUCUUACAACUGAAGCAGCACUGGAAGAUAAAUUCUUAAAAGGUGCAAAACUUGUUCUUGAUACAACAUUUGUUCCUCAGACUGGAAAGAAAAGUGCUAUAUUGAAGAGUGCAUAUAAGUCGCAAUAUAUUCAUCUAAACACUGAUGUUGAUAUUGAUCCUAAAGGACCUAUUAUCCACAGUGCUGCUGUUUUAAGUUUGCAAGGUUGGCUUGCUGGAGCACAGGCUAGCUUUGACACUUCAAAAAAUAAAUUGAAAAAAUCUAAUUUUGGCAUAGGUUAUGCAACUGAUGAUUUCGUUUUGCAUACAAGUGUGAACGAUGGACAAGAAUUCAAAGGCUCAAUCUAUCAAAAGGUGAAUGAUAACCUAGAGACCGGAGUUCAGCUUGCAUGGUUUGCUGGCAAUAAUGCUACAUCAUUUGGAUUAGGCUGUGUCUACACCAUAGAUAAAGAUACAUCUCUGAGAGCUAAAGUCAACAAUUCUAGCCAAAUUGGUAUGGGUAUCACUCACAGACUUCGGGAAGGUAUUCAGCUGCAUUUAUCUGCAUCGAUUGAUGGAAGAAGUUUCAAUCAAGGAGGUCACAAGCUUGGUAUAGGCAUUGAUCUUGAAGCAUAAGCAGUAUUAUUAGUGUAAUCAGUAUUUUCAAUAAUAAGUGUUAUUUAUUUUCUGAUUUUUGGGUAGCAUUUGAAAGCAUUUUUGAGUGGCCAAAAAGUUGAAAUUUAAAAAUUAGGGUAGAAAAUUUGCAAUGAUUUCAUCAUAGUGCAUUUGCAGCUUUAUUAUUUUGUAUGCAGACUAUAACUGGUAGCUUUUUCUUUUUUUAACUAGUUUACAUUUUUUUUAAAGUGAAUCUUAAGAUUUUGAUUUAAACAAAAAAAGAAAGAAAAAUUAAGAUUUUCAAAACAUUACUUCAAAGUAUUUUUGCUAAAAGAAAAUUAAAGAUUGCAUUCUUCAGUUUUCAACUUGUUCUAACUUUCGGACAGAAAUUCUUUAAAUCAUUUAUUUAAAAGAUUUUUCAUGUGCUUUAAAGCAGUGUUUCCUAAUCUUUUUUGUCCCAUAAACUGGUAAAACUUGAAAACAAUUUGCAGGCCAGUGCUCUUUUUUUUUUAGAUGCAAAAAAAAAAAAAACCUUCGCUAUGUAUUAAAUUUACUAAACAAGUUAAUUAACAUUUUAAUUAUCAUUUACUUUCUAUUUUUGAAUCAGAUAGCUUUUUUAUUUUUUAACCCAAGUAGGUAAAAAUCUGAGUACUGGACUCUUUUUUGCUAACUGCUGCCAGAUCUUCAAUGAUUGAGAAUCCCUACUUUAAAGCAUUGAAAAUGGGCAUUUUAUUUUUUUAUUUUUCAUUUUAGUGCAUUAAUGUCUAAUUGCAUUCCCUGUUUUUUUAAUUUUAACUGAUGGCAUUUGUAUUCUUUUCUCAGAAUCUCUUCAUUUUCUUAACAUGUUCUCAUCAUGGUUAUGCAUAUGUAGUCAAUGAUACGUAUGAAACUAGUCCUAAGUUAAAUGCUUUGUUUUCUGAAGACUGAACUCUGUAAAGUUAAAAAUUAAUGUUCAGCAUUACACAUUUUAUUAUUGUAAUACUAUUAGAAAUAAAUAGAACAACUCAUCGCUUUUUGUGAAAUAAAUUUUGUCCAAGUAA